AUGAGGAUGAAGAAAUGCCGAAAAAAUGGUGGAAUUAGAAUCCCCUUUUACUAUCUACUGGCUGUCACUGUUGUUUUGAUAUUCCUCAUUGGAACAGUGAGCGCCAGCUAUGGAGGUGGCCACGGAGGAGGUGGUGGUGGAGGAGGUGGUGGAGGAUACUACUCCUUUGGCUACAAGGUCCAUGACGGGUACAACAAUUUUGGACAUUCUGAGAGUCGAAACGGAGGCUCAACUAAAGGCCAAUAUCAUGUGAAAUUGCCUGAUGGUAAACUCCAAACUGUGAAUUACCACGUUAAUGGAUACUCGGGCUAUGUGGCCAAAGUGAACAACGGAUACCGCUGA
Messenger RNA from Tigriopus californicus, 342 nucleotides. RefSeq names its product pro-resilin-like. Gene Ontology annotation, cellular component: extracellular matrix. Bases 1 to 342 code for a protein of 113 amino acids. The record is from RefSeq and is a predicted model, not a curated record. The transcript has a single exon. NCBI's taxonomy places the organism in Eukaryota, Metazoa, Arthropoda, Copepoda, Harpacticoida, Harpacticidae.